AUGCCGAGACUUCUCCACGGAUCGCAAAGAGCAGGAGAGAAGCAUGAAGAUGAGAAACUGACAAAGUCUGUGCCGAAGACAGCUAGCGAUUUGGCAGCGCAGUCCCUCGCAAAUCUGUGGCGGCGGCUGUUUCAGAGUUACGUUCACUUCACCCAGCCGGGAUGCUUGCCUUUUGUCGCCGAUAUCGCAACACACAGCGACGGGGUAGGCAGCGUCGCCGACUCGGACUCUGCGCUUGAAGCAUUGUGGGCCGCCGGUUUUGCUGCAUCCUCAACGCCGGAUGCUCUCAUUGUACACAUCUUUCUCGCGAACAAAUACUUUGAU
Messenger RNA from Leishmania mexicana MHOM/GT/2001/U1103, 324 nucleotides. RefSeq lists its product as hypothetical. The transcript has a single exon. The record is from RefSeq and is a predicted model, not a curated record. Lineage: Eukaryota; Euglenozoa; Kinetoplastea; Trypanosomatida; Trypanosomatidae. The annotation marks the transcript as partial.